Humulus lupulus (European hop) is the source of this 1728-nucleotide messenger RNA. RefSeq names its product cyanidin 3-O-galactoside 2''-O-xylosyltransferase FGGT1-like. Lineage: Eukaryota; Viridiplantae; Streptophyta; Magnoliopsida; Rosales; Cannabaceae. Gene Ontology annotation, molecular function: UDP-glycosyltransferase activity. The transcript has a single exon. Bases 21 to 1433 code for a protein of 470 amino acids. The record is from RefSeq and is a predicted model, not a curated record.
GCAAAAUCUUCAAAACCUUCAUGGACACACAAGAACAAACGAAAAUGACAGAAGAAAAGAAGCUUCACAUAGCGAUGCAUCCAUGGCUGGCCAUGGGACACCUCACCUCGUUCCUCCACAUCUCCAACAAGUUAGCCGAAAGAGGCCACAGAAUCUCCUUCUACAUACCAAUCAAAACGCAGUCCAAACUACUGUCGUUCAACCUCCACCCACACCUCAUCUCAUUCGUCCCCAUCCACGUGCCCCACGUCGAAGGUCUCCCUCCCGGUGCCGAAACCACCGCCGACGUUCCUUUCCAUCUCCUCUCGUUUCUCAUGACAGCCAUGGAUCUCACUCGUCCCCAACUCGAAGCUUCUCUUCAAGAACUCAAACCCCAUUUCAUCUUCUUCGAUUUCACCCACUGGGUACCUGAAGCGGUACGUCGUUUUGGGAUCAAGUCAGUCUAUUACUGCACCGUUAGCCCUGCAACAUUCGGGUUCAUGAUGAGUCCAGAUAGAGAACUGAACCGAGUUUCGUUAACCGAAGCAGAUUUAGUAAGGCCUCUACCGGGCUUCCCAUCAUCUGCUUCCAUUAGAUUUCGGUCCCACGAAGCUCGAGACCUCGUCAAAAUAAUGGAACAAGAAUUCGGGAGCGGAGUCUCGUUCAACAAACGACAGCGAGCCUCGUUAGACGACAGCGACGCCAUCGCUUUCAAAACCUCGAGAGAGAUGGAGGGAGUCUACUCCGAUUACGUGGCCGAGAAGUGGCGGAAGACGGUUAUUCUCGCGGGUCCGGUGGUGCCGGAGCCACCGAAAUCGGUGUUGGAAGGCGAAACGGCGUCGUUUCUUUCGAGAUUCGAGAAGGGUAGCGUGGUGUACUGCGCUUUCGGAAGCGAAUGCGUUCUGGGAAAAGAGCAAUUCCAACAACUUGUUCUGGGUCUCGAGUUGACCGGUCGACCGUUCCUAGUGGCGCUGAAACCCCCAGUUGGGUCUGAAACAGUGGAGUCAGCUUUGCCAGAUGGGUUCGAGAAGAGAGUUGGGAGUAGCAGAGGGAUGGUCCAGGGGGGUUGGGUCCAGCAGCAGCUGAUACUGAGCCAUGGCUCGGUUGGGUGCUUUGUGACUCACUGUGGUUCUGGGUCCUUGCUGGAAGCUAUGGUGAAUGAGUGUCAACUGGUUUUGCUCCCAAACGUUGGAGAUCAGAUUAUCAAUGCUAGGAUCAUGAGUAAAGAUCUCAAAGUUGGAGUUGAGGUUGAGAAAGACGAUGAAGAUGGGUUGUUUACUAAAGAAGGUGUUUGUAAAGCUGUGGAGACUGUAAUGGUGGAGGAGAGCCAUGUGGGCAUGGAAGUUAGGGCUAAUCAUAAGAAAUGGAGAGAGUAUCUUUUGAGUGAAGGGCUUGAGGACUCUUAUAUUGAUGGCUUUAUCAAAACACUAUAUGGUCUCAUCACUACCUCUUGAACCAGAACUAUUUAGAGUAUAAUUUCUUUAGUAGUUUUGUCUUUCUGUGUUCUAAUAAAGUUUUUUUUUUCUUCUUCUUUGAAAAUGGAUGAUUUUCAUGUUAAAAUUAGGGUUGUUUGGUGUACAUGUCUUGAAUCUUUGAGACCUUAAUCCAUUGAGACUUAUAUAUCCUAGUACGAAUGUAAGUUAUUAUUGUUGACCUGCUAUCACAAGAGAAAAAUUGAAUAGUAAGAUUUCUGUUAAUAAGAACUAAAGAGGAUGGUUGAUGAAAUUGAUUGCCCUAGUUUUUAAUCCA